Molecule: messenger RNA, 1927 nt
Organism: Triplophysa rosa
Lineage: Eukaryota; Metazoa; Chordata; Actinopteri; Cypriniformes; Nemacheilidae
Gene: rnf8
Product: ring finger protein 8, E3 ubiquitin protein ligase
Exons: 8
Coding region: 95-1690 (531 amino acids)
Biological process (GO): protein K48-linked ubiquitination; ubiquitin-dependent protein catabolic process; double-strand break repair
Cellular component (GO): site of double-strand break; nucleus; cytosol
Molecular function (GO): histone binding; metal ion binding; ubiquitin protein ligase activity
Source: RefSeq, a predicted model, not a curated record
UGCGCAACAAGAAGUCGAAACAAACCUGCUGAGGUGGUUCAUGGCGGAAAACGCACAAUAAAAACACUCAGCUAACUUUUGUCAUGGCGCAGAAAUGAUGGAGCAGACCGAAGAGGCUCCUUCCUUAAUAAACACAGAGGAAGAGAGCUGCGGGAAAGACAAAGUGUGGUGUUUGCAGCGCGUGGGGAGAGAUUGUGACUGGCUGCUUUUGCACGAGGACUCGGAGGUGUCUGUUGGUCGUGGAUUAAAUGUGAGCCAUCAGAUUCUGUCAGCAUGCUGUCCUCUCAUGAUCUCCAGGAAUCACUGUAUGUUUAAACAGAAUGACGACAGACAGUGGACAGUGACGGAUAAUAAGAGUCUGAAUGGUGUGUGGGUAAAUGGAACUCGCAUUGCUCCGGGACAGCCCUUUUUACUCCGGCAGGGUGAUUCGGUGAGACUCGGGGUCCCUCUGGAUGGCAACCCUGUAGAGUUCGAUUACCAUCUUGUCCAGCGCCCUUUCAGUGAAGUAAAGCCGUUCCUGUCUGGAAAUCCCUCCAAAGAAUCCAGUUCUACCCCCUCAGGCCUGAAACUCAAAAUCUCGAAGCGGAAGUUUGACGGAGACGAGUCGGAAUCUUGCCCCACGCAGCAUUCCAAAUCCAAGCUGUACCGGUGCUCUUGGCCGGAUAAGUCGCGUGCCCAGCCCUGUCCGUCUGUGGAACGUAGAGACACUGAGAAAUGCUCCUCUAGGAUUUCAAAUGAAGACCGAUCCCGUGAUAAAGCUGGAAGUUCUCAAGGAUGCAAGGAAAGCAGUCAGCAGCUGGCUUCUGUACAUCAGUACAAGAAGAACCUCAUGGCGCUGAAGGGCCGUGUGGGGGAAACGCAGAAGCGCGCGGCUGAGCUGGAGAGCCAGCAGCGGGAGACACCGGGACGAGAGCGGGAGAUGCAGGAAUUGCAGGGGCAGCUGGAGAUGUUGCGGGGUCAGCUGAAAGCCCAGCAAGAGCAAGCGCUUAAACGCAUGGAGCGCUUGGAGAAAUCUUUCUGUGAGGAGGAGCGACGUCUGGAGUUUGAGAAAGCACAACAGAAUGAGGAGGGCUUGAAAAAACAACUCGAAGAAGCUUUGAAUGAGCACCGGAAUGUUAUAGAUGAGCUCAAACACGCUCGAGAAGGAUUCAAAGAGGUUCUGCAGGCUAAAGACAAAGAGCUGGAAGUAACAAAAGAGGAGAAAGAGAAGGCCAAAGCCCAGAAGGAUGAAGUGGUCACACAGAUGACAGAAGUGCUGGAGAGUGAACUACAGUGCAGUAUCUGUUCAGAGCUCUUCAUUGAGUCCGUGACGCUGAACUGCGCCCACAGCUUCUGUCAGCACUGCAUCCGAGAGUGGAGAAAGCGCAAGGACAAAUGUCCCAUGUGCUGGCAGAACAUCACGUCUCAGACCCGCUCGCUGGUUCUGGACAACUGCAUCGACCGCAUGGUGGAGAACCUGAGCGCGGACAUGAGGGAGAGACGCCUGACGUUGAUCAGCGAGAGGAAAGGUCCAACGCCAAGCGUGUCUCCCGCCGUGGUCGUGAUCCACGACGACAGCAGCAGUGAUGCAUCCAUACUGAGCGACGGCUCCAUGCUCGGAACCCCCUCGGAGUCGGACUCCUCACUGGUGCGUUACCAUAGUGAUGAAGACUCGUCCUGGACUGAGGAGGAGGAUGAAGAUUAUGUUUGAGAAAUAAACAGACACUUAUGUAUGAACAACACAUGCACAGCUUUUCUGUUCCAUUUUCUUUGGCCAUCUAAUUUUUAUGUUUGUAGGUCACAGUAUUAUAAUUAUUAAGGGGGUUUUCGUUAAAUAAAGCAGCUUUGUCAUUGUUUUUGCUCUUGUUUGUUUUAAUAGCGAUUUACGAAUUUUCAUACAAUUCAUUUACCAAACUAUAUCUGUAUGUUAUAGGCCAAUAAAACACAA